ACCGUGAAAAGGGAGAAGCUAAAACCCCAACUACAGCUUAUUGAAAAAUCGAAAAAUCAAUAUGUUGCUCCGAUCGCUCCUCCGAGUAACCGCCGGCCCCGCCUCACCAUUCCGGCAAUCUCAGUGGCAGCUGACCUAUUGCCGGAGCAUGGCCUUGGAAACCUCUAAAGGUGGUUCCAGCAAAGCAGAGAAACCCCAGCCAAAAUUUGAUAAGAAAGCACAGUCGAAACCCGAUCUAAAGGAUAAGAAGCCUGAACAAGUGCUGGCGACAAUCCUUGAAUCUAUCUCUAGACAAGAUGUGGAGCUCCGCCGCCGUCUGCCCCUUGACGUGCCCCGCCAUGGGCUCCCACUCUUCACUUCCGCUCCGUCUCUCUCGUUGCUCACCGAUAAUGAUGUCAACCUUUACUCUAAUUCAGAAGUAUCAUCCCUGCUGACAAAGAAAGCAUGCAUAGACCUCAUAAAGAAAUGCAAAUCCAUGACUUGUUUCAAGCAGAUCCAAGCCCAGGUCUUCACUCAUGGUCUGCACAGCAACAUUGAUGUCUUGCACAAGCUCAUGGCAUUUGCCACAGAUGCUGACUUAAGCUAUGCUGACAUAAUAUUUGCUCAAAUUGAGCUCCCAACUUUGUUUAUCUAUAAUGUGAUGAUCAAGGCACAUGUGAAAUCUAGUAGUUGCAGAAAAGCCCUUUCGUUGUUUGAUGAGUUACGUCACAAGGGAUUGGUGCCCGAUAAUUAUACAUAUCCUUUUGUCUUUAAGGCCGUAGGAAAGUUGAGGAUGGUUCCUGAAGGGGAAAAGCUUCAUGGGUUUGCAUUGAAAAGUGGGGAUCUUCAUGAUUGCUAUGUUUGUAAUUCGGUUCUAGAUUUGUAUAGGGAAUUAGGGUGUGUCCAGAAUUUAGCAAAAGUGUUUGAUGAAAUCCCUACAAGAGACUUAAUCUCAUGGAAUGUCUUGAUUUCUGGGUUUGUAAAGAGCAGCAGGUUUGAGGAAGCUGUUAAUGUUUAUAGGAGGAUCAGACUAGAGACAAGUUUGCAACCUGACGAGGCCACAAUUGUAAGCACUUUGUCUGCAUGUACGCCACUAAAGAACUUGGAUCUUGGUCGUGAAAUUCAUGAGUAUGUGAGUAAAAAAUUGGGGUUUACUAUGAUUAUCGGAAAUGCAUUGAUGGAUAUGUAUGCUAAGUGUGGAUGUGUAGAGAUUGCCCGAGGAAUAUUUGAUGCCAUGCCAGAAAAAAAUGUUAUUUGUUGGACUAGUAUGGUUUCAGCUUACACAAAUUUGGGUUGUUUGGAUGAAGCUAGGGCUUUAUUUGACAGGAGCUCUGUCAAAGAUCUUGUUUUGUGGACAACCAUGAUCAAUGGGUACGUACAGUUCAACAUGGUUGAUGAAGCCAUGACCUUGUUUAGGAGCAUGCAAAUGAAAGGCAUUGAACCUGACAAAUAUACCCUUGUUACUUUGCUCACAGGAUGUGCUCAAUUAAGAGCACUGGAACAAGGUGAAUGGAUUCAUGCUUACUUGAAAGAAAUUGGAAUUAUUAUUGAUGCAGUGGUUGGGACUGCUCUAAUGGAGAUGUAUGCAAAAUGUGGUUGCUUAGAGAAGUCUUUGCAGAUUUUCUAUCAACUGAACCAGAAAGAUGCAGCAUCAUGGACGUCUAUGAUAUGUGCACUUGCCAUGAAUGGAGAUGCAAAAAAGGCUGUACAAUUAUUCACAGAAAUGACGCAAGUCGGGAUUAGACCUGAUGAUGUCACCUUCGUUGGUGUUUUAAGUGCCUGCAGUCAUGGAGGGCUAGUAGAGGAAGGCCGUAAGCAUUUUGAUUCCAUGACUAAGGUUUAUCAACUUGAGCCAAAGUUGGAACACUAUGGUUGCCUGAUAGACCUUCUAGGUCGUGCUGGACUCAUGGAAGAUGCUGAACAGAUCAUAAGAGAGAUACCUAAUCAAGAUAACAAUUUUGUCAUCCCACUUUAUGGUGCUCUGCUUAGUGCAUGCAGGAACUAUGAAAAUGUUGAAAUUGGUGAACGUAUUGCCAAGAAGCUUCUGGAGGUUGAGUCCAGUGAUUCUAGUGCUCAUACACUUUUAACCAAUAUAUAUGCAGCUGCCAAUAGGUGGGAAGAUGUAAAGAAAGUCAGAAGGAAAAUGGAUACCAUGGGGUCCAAGAAGUUUCCCGGGUGCAGUGCACUUGAUGUUGGUGUUGGUGGCAUUUACUAAAUCUGGUUCAAACCUAACGGGGCAGAUUGUAAACCAGUACUUGAGUGCGAGUGCACGCAGUUGAAAGUUGGAAGCCAGGAAGGCGAGAAGCAGAGAAAAUAGCUCUUCGAACUACAGUCCAAGUUUAACGUAGACGUCUUCAGCCGGCCAUAUCUAGUGGACAUCUAAUGGAAGCGGAUGGUAAAGCUGCCUAUCUUCAGAAUCUUUGUGAAGAGCUGCUCUUUGACCCACAGAAGGCCAUAGAAAUUCAUGAAGAAAUUUUCCGGAGAAAAAUUCAGUGACUGGUAGCUAUUAAACGUGAAAUCAUCGACGGCAAUGUAAAAACUUUGGAGCCGAUACAGAUUAUCAAAUAUGUUCUGCAUUACAAAGUAAACAGUCGAAGCAGCUCAUGCAGAUAUCAGCGGAGGUGCAUUUGAGAAGAUUGUCCAGGAGGCAAUUGCUUCUGGUGUAUAUGGAUAUGGCGCCAAGGCUUGACGACAUUUUUCUGCAAGCACACUGAUGUUCGCUAAAACAGAGUUUUGCAGUCUUGCAAAUUUGGCGACUACUUGCGCUCGCCAAAGUAGUAGGUAUGCUAUCCACUCGAAUAUGUACUCAUACGCCUGUGGAUCUGAUCGCGCCAAAAGCACGUUGUUUUAGCGUUAUAAUUACAAAUAUUUCCUAAUCCUGAUGUAGUUAUCAGGAUAGUUUUAGGUGCGAUGAUUUACGUUGUACUAGUAUAUAUUUGAACUUAAAAAAAAACUAAAAUAUAUGCUAUGUAUGUGUAUUACAAAAGUGGAGAGGACUUUAUUGCAGAUGAGGCAGUGGUAAGUGUGAGUUAAUGUGCA
Salvia splendens (bonfire salvia) is the source of this 3018-nucleotide messenger RNA. Its product is annotated as pentatricopeptide repeat-containing protein At1g31430-like. The record is from RefSeq and is a predicted model, not a curated record. NCBI's taxonomy places the organism in Eukaryota, Viridiplantae, Streptophyta, Magnoliopsida, Lamiales, Lamiaceae. The transcript is spliced from 5 exons. Gene Ontology annotation, biological process: RNA modification. Bases 62 to 2194 code for a protein of 710 amino acids. Gene Ontology annotation, molecular function: RNA binding; protein binding.